UUGCAGAAUUCGUAUCGCUUGUAGGAUUUAUAUUUGGGAAAAAGGAAGUUUAUCUCAUUACUUCAAAUUAAACCUGGAUAGAUACAUCGCUAUCCGCCAUGGACAACCAAGGCAGACGCGUGAUCGUUUGUGAUAAUGGAACAGGGUUUGUAAAAGUUGGAAAUGCCGGCUCGAACAGCCCAUCAUUUGUAUUCCCAUCUGUUGUUGGUCGAUCUGCUGUCAAGGUCAACAAUGUUAAAAUCAAAGAUAUCAUGGUUGGAGAUGAGGCGAGUCAGUCGAGAUCUAUGUUAGAUGUAAAAUACCCAAUGGAAAAUGGUAUAGUAUGUAACUGGGAUGAUAUGCAGCUGUUGUAUGAUUAUACAUUUGGACCAAAGAAACUAAACGUUGAUACCAGAAAUACCAAAGUGCUUCUCACAGAACAACCUCAUAACGAAAUGAGUAAUAGAGAAAAAACGAUUGAGGUUAUGUUUGAGAAGUACCAGUUCCAGGGAGUUUAUAUUGCUAUUCAAGCUGUACUUGCUUUAUAUGCUCACGGGUUGAUCACUGGGGUUGUUGUAGAUUCCGGAGACGGUGUAACACAUAUUUGUCCCGUAUACGAAGGCGUGUUACAGCUUGAUCUCACACGACGUGUUGAUAUCGCUGGAAGGGAUAUCACUAAACACCUUAAAAAACUGCUCAUGUUGAGAGGCUAUGCAUUAAACAAUUUAGUUGACUUUGAGACAGUAAGAAUGAUGAAAGAGAAAUUGUGCUAUGUAGGAUAUGACAUUGAACAGGAACAAAAACUUGCCUUAGAAACUACAGCACUAGUAGAAUCUUAUAUAUUACCAGAUGGCAAAGUGAUUAGGAUGGGUGGGGAGCGAUUCGAGGCUCCAGAGGCCUUAUUUCAACCCAAUCUCAUCAAUGUAGAAGGUGACGGGGUAGCUGAAAUGUUAUUCAAAGCAAUACAGGCUGCAGAUAUUGACACUCGACCAGAAUUUUACAAGCAUAUAGUGCUAUCAGGAGGUUCCACUAUGUAUCCCGGUCUGUCGAGUCGGCUUGAGAGGGAAUUAAAACAGUUGUAUCUAGAGAGAAUCCUUAAAGGCAAUACAGAAGAACUGGAUAAAUUUGAAGUUCGUGUAGAAGAUCCACCUAGGAGAAAGCACUUGGUGUUUUUGGGAGGAGCUGUCCUUGCUGACAUCAUGAAAGACAAGGCUGAUUUCUGGAUGACACGAGAAGAAUACCAAGAAAAAGGCACCAAGGUUCUUGAAAAACUUUUGGUACAACUUACGUGAACAGACAGAUCAUUUGACAGUUGUUAUUUUGAUAUUGAACACUUCACUUUUAAAUGUAACUAGACUGUUCUAAUGAACACAAGUUUUAGUCUUGUAAAAUUCUAAAGUAGAUUGUUGGUAAAUUAUUUGGAUUUAGACAUACUGAUAUUCUUAUUUGUUGAAAUUUGAUGGGAAUGAAUAUUUCUUGUAGGAUUUCAAGAUAAACCUAUAUCAGAAAACAAAAAGACAGAUAACAAAGAGAGCUUUUUGUCUUCCCAUUCUGUCUCUUAUUCCUGUUGGUAGUCUGUCUUGAAAACGUGAGACUCGACGGUGUAUACUUACAGAGAAUUUAAGUAAUGAAGACUCACCCUUAUAUCCCUUUCAUUAUUCAAUUAUUUUUAUGUUCGUGGAUAAAUUUUGUCUUAGUCAUAAACUUAUUUGUUUAUAGGGUUCUUAAGGUAGUUCUGCACGUUUGAAAACCGGAAGUGAUGGCGUAACGUCAUUUAUCCGGAAAACGUAGAAUAAAGCCUGAAUUCGGCGUACGGAAAUGAAAUUCAAUUUAUGAAUUAAUCGAAACCUGUGAGUAAAUUUGUUACAAUGACACUGUUGCUAUAUUUCUAAAGUCAAAAUAUGCUAUUAAAACAUAUGGCACGUUAAAAAAAUCAAAAUAAUGUCUUAAAGUUAACGUGAAAUGUCCGGUUCCCUUUAAUCAUGGUCAGAUAUCUCAAAAAUAAGCAAACGGACCUAUACAUUUUAUUUCAUCAAAUUAUAGACCAUGUGUCUAUUUACAACUGUGAGAAGUUUCAUCAAAAUCUACUUUGUAGACAAAAUUCUAUUCGCGAAAAUGUUAUGAAAGUUAUGAUUUUCCCAUAAACUCCCAUUAUGAAAUAUUGCGUGAGGUCCAAAUUUUUCAAAUCAGCCUAGCAAAAAAUCAAGCACACGACCCUAUCCUUUUUAUUUGCGGAAUUUUGUAGGUAUAUCCUGAAGUUUUAAAAAACUGGAGUUUAAUCAAAUUUUACAUUGUAGAAAAAAUUUUGAUCCAAAUGUGCAGAACUACCUUAAUGUGUAAAACAUGUUAAUGAAAGAAUUUGUGUAUUUCAUAACAGUGAUAUGUUGUUCGAAACUGAUAUAGUUUCAUAAAAUAACCAUUUGUUAGGUUUUCCCCGAAUUGCUAAAAUAUAAUUACGGUAAUAUUACACGGAAAUGUUUGAAACAGGCUUUUUCACUGGUUGCAAGGCCAUUUAGGUAAAAUUUUAUCAAAACUA
Molecule: messenger RNA, 2515 nt
Organism: Mercenaria mercenaria
Lineage: Eukaryota; Metazoa; Mollusca; Bivalvia; Venerida; Veneridae
Product: actin-related protein 2-like
Exons: 8
Coding region: 99-1271 (390 amino acids)
Biological process (GO): Arp2/3 complex-mediated actin nucleation
Cellular component (GO): actin cortical patch; Arp2/3 protein complex
Molecular function (GO): actin filament binding
Source: RefSeq, a predicted model, not a curated record